Messenger RNA from Cetraspora pellucida, 1410 nucleotides. Lineage: Eukaryota; Fungi; Glomeromycota; Glomeromycetes; Diversisporales; Gigasporaceae. The record is from the annotation of a GenBank genome assembly.
AUGGCACCCUAUUUACCUCCUGAAUGUCUUCAAGAGAUAUUUAAUAAUCUUGUAGAUGAUUUUCAAACGUUACAUUCUAUUAUCUUUGUUAAUAAAUUAUGGUGCGCGACUGGAAUAAGAAUUUUAUGGAGAAAACCAUUUUCUUAUGAUAAUGAAUGGAAUAAUUUAUAUAAAAUAAUUCCUAUAUAUUUAUCAUUUUUAUCUAAAGAAAUAAAAAUUCAACAUGAACUUCAGGAAGUUUUAAUAUCAACUAAACCAUUUUUUAAUUAUGUAUCAUAUAUACGCGAAUUAGAUUUAUAUAGUUUACUUAUGCAACUAUGUGAAUGGAUGGUAAAGAGCAAGUUUAUAAGUACGAGACCUCGAAUAUUGACGGAGAGUGAUGAUUUUGAAGAAGAAGAUCCUAUUAUGAGAUUAAUUUGUCAAGAUAUGACAGAAAAGGUUUCAUUAAAACGUAAUAUGUAUAUUAUUAAAGAGAUUAUCAUGAUUAUUGUUGAAAAAUCACCAAAGAUUGAUUAUCUUGAGAUGACUAUGGGAAAUAUGGAUGGUAUCGUUUUUGAUUAUCUUGAUUCCGAAUAUUUUUCAGAUAUAUUUAAUGAUAUUUCAUCAGAAUGGUUUACAAAAAUCUCAAAACUUGAAUAUGAUGGACGAUAUUUAUUUAAAAAGUUUACGGAACAUGCAAAUAAUAUUAAAAAAUUAUCAUUUGGAUUUCAUACUUUUACACCAGAUUUGAUUCCUAAAUUAUCACAAAAUAGUAAUUUAGAAAGAUUACAAUUACGAAAUGUUGAAUUCACGGUACAUGAUUAUGAUAAUUUUUCGAUAGAUAUAAAAUUUUCUAAAUUAAUAUCUUUAGAACUAUUUGAUGUUAGAAUGGCUAGUCAAUAUCCCGAAAAAUCACUUGUUUAUUUAAUUGAACAGAUGAUGAAAAGUUCCAAAUUAAUUAGCCUAGAUUUGGAACCUUAUAUUGGGGUUAAAUAUGAUAAAUUACUCGAAUUUAUUCCAUGUCAUUGUGCCAAUUUAACCGAGAUAACAUUGAAGAUAAAUGAAGCAUAUGAAGAAACCAUGAAAACGAUAUUAAAGAUUUUACCAAAUUUGAAUAAACUUAGAAUUCUUCGUAUAACAGAGGAUUGGGGAGGAAUUCAAUUGGAUGGUGGAAAAUAUAUUGAUAAAUUAAUAUUACCUAAUCAAUUACAAUUUUUUAAUGUCACGGGCUUACUUUUUUCCGAUGAAUGUUUGAAAAUAUUUUUUGAGAAAUGUUGUUCUGAUUUAAAACAAGUAGUUUUAUUGCUUAAAAAUUACAAUGUCAAACAUGAACAGAUUAUCAAAUCAUUUUCAUUGGAAAAAAAAAAGGAUAUUGAAGAUAUUAUUGUUUCAAUUGAUAAUAAGUCAGAGAUUACUAUUAAUUGGAGAUGA